UCAUUAUCAUUCCUCAAGCAACACAACCACUCCGAAUCACCUGAGAAAGACUCAAGAGUAUUAUUUAUGAGUAAAUAAAGAUAGGGACUUUAAUUAUUAAUCUUUCAUCAAUGAAUCAGGAGAGAGACCCAAGUGACAGACAUGGAUGGAUGCGAGAGAGAGAUUUUAAAUAUAGAUUAAAUCAGGAGAUAGCCCAAUUGACAGACAUGGAGUAAUAUAUUUGUGAGAGAGAGAGAGAGGGAGUGGGAGUUGAGUGUAGAGAGAGGGAGAUGGGUCCUUCCCCCUCAUGCAUCGACCCAAAGAGCGGGUUCUGCAGAGAAAAGGGCACAUUCUACAGCCUCCGGCCCACGCCCAAUCUCCUUCCUCUCGACCUCGCAUCAUAUAUUUUCUCUCUCAUCCCCAACCCCCCUCCCUCCUCCCCCGCUCUCGUCGACGUCUCCGCCAAGUCCCACAUCUCCUAUGGCGAUCUCCGAUCAAUGGUCUCCUCUCUCUCUUUCUCUCUUCAAUCCGAGUUUGCCAUCCAAAAAGGCGAUGUCGUCUUCAUUCUCUCUCCAUCUUCAAUCUAUAUCCCAAUAAUCUCUCUCUCCUCUCUCUCUCUAGGAGCCAUUGUCUCCCCUUCCAACCCAAUAAACACCAAGUCUGAGAUAGAGCACCAAAUCCAAAUCUCUAAACCGGCCCUCAUUUUCGCUCACUCCUCAGUAGCUCACAAAAUCCCAGCCCAAAACCGAGUCAUCUCGAUCGAUUCGCUCGAGUUCCGCCGACUCAUUGAAUCGCCGAGAUCGAGCCCGGGAAGGGUCACGAUCGAUCCAGAUGAUCCUGCAACGGUCCUCUACUCCUCUGGCACGACCGGUCGAGUCAAGGGCGUUGUUUUGACACAGAGAAAUUACACUAAAAUGCUGGCGGAGCUAUGGUCAUUGAGGAUCGAGAAGAGGACGUGCUCAUUCAUUACGGUGCCGUUAUUCCACGUCUACGGUUUCGCCUUUUGCUUGAAGGCGUUGGCGUUUGGGGAGACGGUGGUUCUGACGGGUGAAGGAAGGUUUGAGGUGAGGUUUGUGUGCAGGGCGGUGGAGGAGUGGAGGGUCACGAAUUUGGUGGCGGUGCCGCUCGUUUUGGCAGCGAUGAGUACAGGUGAGGAGGCCGAAGGUUUUGAUUUGAGUAGUUUGGAGGCGGUGAUCAUCGGCGGCGCGCCGCUUGGAAAGGAGAUGAUCGCGAGGUUUAAAAGGAGGUUUCCAUGGGUCAUUGUUGCCCAGGGAUUUGGAAUGACAGAAGCUGGAGGAAUUUCAGGCUGUGACUCCGAAGAAUGCAUGCGAUAUGGGUCAUGUGGUCGAUUAUCAGGAGGCUCUGAAGCCAGGAUUGUAGAUCCAAACACACUGCAACGCUUACCUCCAUGUCACAUAGGAGAGUUGUGGCUCAGAGGAGCCACUAUCAUGAAAGGUUACAUAGGGAAUGAAGAAGCAACAAAUUCUGUACUGGAUUCAGAGGGAUGGCUAAAGACAGGAGAUCUCUGCUAUAUAGACGAUGAAGGCCACCUCUUCGUGGUUGACAGGCUAAAGGAGUUGAUCAAAUACAAAGCAUACCAAGUUGCCCCUGCAGACUUAGAAGACGUACUACUUUCUCACCCGGAAAUUGCAAAUGCUGCUGUAGUUCCGUAUCCUGACGAGGAAGCUGGGCAAAUACCCAUGGCAUUUGUGGUUAGAAAGCCCCAGAGUUUCCUUAGUGAAGCGCAAGUUAUGGACUUCAUAGCAAAACAGGUCGCUCCUUACAAGAAGAUUCGGAGGGUAGUGUUCACAAAUUCAAUACCCAAAACUCCUACAGGCAAACUGCUUAGGAAGGACCUCAUUCAACGUGCUCUUGCAAUGCCUGCUUCCAAAUUGUAGUCUUCUCUCUGAUCAUAUUGGAGAACUUGCAUCAUUUGUGUGAGAAGUAAACAUGAGUCCGGACUUACCCAAAAACAAAUAAAUAAGAGCCCAGGCUUAAGUGGUUAGUACUUGACGAUUUGUGAUACUAUGUACUAGGCUCAAUUCCUAUCAAGCGUAGGGGCCCUCUCCCCAUUGACUCACCCAACAAAAGAAGUAAAUACGAUGGUUUCUUCCC
Messenger RNA from Amborella trichopoda, 2094 nucleotides. RefSeq names its product 4-coumarate--CoA ligase-like 9. Lineage: Eukaryota; Viridiplantae; Streptophyta; Magnoliopsida; Amborellales; Amborellaceae. The record is from RefSeq and is a predicted model, not a curated record. Gene Ontology annotation, molecular function: CoA-ligase activity.